CAUAGUGGUACAUAAAUCAUUGUGAAUAUAAAACCGGAAACUUUCUGCUGACCCCAGGCAAUAAACGAUGGUAUAAAUAUAAUCGAUCACCGGUCGCCACAUUUCGAAGGGGAGGUAAUCAACAACAAUGGCGACAACAAGCACAAUGUUGGCAUCUUUGGUGGUAGUUUUGAUGCCUUUUGCAGUGUUAGGAAGCACAUGUGUUUCACCAGAUGUCAAAACAGAAACAUACACAACCACUGAUGGCAUGGCUUCCAUGGACACAGUUUUUGUUGUAGAAUUUUCAUUGAAAUGUAAACAAAGAGUAGAGAAUUUGAAUUUAUAUGCUGAUAUACAUGGUAGAACAGUACCAGCAACAAAGACAAACAAAGCUGAUAGUUACCAGAUUAGUUUUUCUGAGGAGCAUAAAAAUUUACCAUCAGGAUCUUACCAAGUAAGAUUAUAUGAUGAUGAAGGAUACUCUGCACUGAAGAAGGCUCAAAGAAGUGGAGAUGGAGAAAGCCAGAUUAAACCAGUACACACUUUUUACAUCAACCAUCCAGGAGUAUGGAAAGGACCUUUACUCCAGAGUGAAUUUGUAGCAUCAAUGGUUGCCAUUCUUGUUUGGUACCUCGCAUACACAGCAAAGGCAAAAUUACAGUCCAACUAGAGAAUCCACCAGCAUGACAUUUGUCUCUUAAAUCAUUCCAUCACAUGAAUACUUAAUUGUCAUCUUCAGGGACGAUACUCAAAGACUAACUUCAAGGAGAAAAUCGCUAUUUUUAAAUUUUUGGUUUAAAUUUCAUUACUGGAUUAUGAAUUAAUUUUAUUUUGAUUUGUUUGGUAAUUGUUAUGUUUGGGGGGAAUGCAUCCUUGAAAAAACAGAAGACAGCUUCCUUUACAGAUAUAAACAACAAGACAAAUUAGGGUUCUAAGAAAAGAUAUGCAAUCAUUUUAUAUAAUUUAUAUGGUUAUACCAAGAGCGAAAUAUUGACACCUAAAAAUAGAACUUACUUUGUUUAUUAUGUGAUUGUGUGUAAAAGAAGGUGUGAAAGUGAAAAAGAAUAAAAUGUUUUUUACUUAU
Mytilus trossulus (common blue mussel) is the source of this 1063-nucleotide messenger RNA. Its product is annotated as translocon-associated protein subunit delta-like. The coding region runs from base 128 to 649 and encodes 173 amino acids. The transcript has 6 exons. Lineage: Eukaryota; Metazoa; Mollusca; Bivalvia; Mytilida; Mytilidae. The record is from RefSeq and is a predicted model, not a curated record. Gene Ontology annotation, cellular component: endomembrane system; membrane; endoplasmic reticulum.